This is a messenger RNA of Paraphaeosphaeria sporulosa, 1170 nucleotides long. RefSeq lists its product as uncharacterized. Bases 1 to 1170 code for a protein of 389 amino acids. The record is from RefSeq and is a predicted model, not a curated record. The transcript has 4 exons. NCBI's taxonomy places the organism in Eukaryota, Fungi, Ascomycota, Dothideomycetes, Pleosporales, Didymosphaeriaceae.
AUGUCGCCAAAAUCACAGGACUCCGAGUUCGACCUGGAGAGGUUCCAGGCGCGCACACAACAUACCGUUCGGGACCCAUCGCCCGAUGGGUCGGCAAACGAGCAUGCUGAGACUGACUUGGCAGCUUUGGGUGCGGCAUUCUGGGGUCGAAGAGAAUCCGACUCCCGCCCUGACUCUCUUGAUCUCAGCGAGGGAGAAGAGAUCGCUCGGGAUGGUGUUCGGAUGACGGAACGAGCCGAAUUGCUCUCCGAUGCAGACGCCGUGGUGGCUGGGGAUGCGGUGCUUCGCCGAUCGCCUGCAACGCCAACUCCGACACAAACCAAGCACGGAGCAUACAUCCAGCCUUCCGACAUGAUCCAAGUUCGUGAAAUAAGAGGUCGAAGGGCUCGAAGAGCACGCAAAUCUCGCCGAGCAUCAGACCCAGGAUCCCGCAGCUCCGCUGGCACAGUAGAGCGGGAUCGUCGCACAUCCGACACUUCGAACGACGAUGGCGGCCAGGACGUGGCCGAUGAUGCCGAUCAACGAGGUCGCAGCGCGACACCCACACCGUACUUUCCGCAGAGUUACACACCAUCACACCAUUCUCAGCAGACUGAAGAGGAGCAUGGGGAAGGUCGAGGCCCUCUGUCACCGAACCCUUGGUCAUCCAACUUCCUUUACAAUGCGCAACAACGCGAAAGGACUGAAGCGAUCGAAGACGUCGAUGUCCACUUCCCGGCUGACCAGCAGCCGCGGGCAGAACAAGCGUACCGCGAGGACUCGCUAUGCAGGAUACCAUGCGAAUUCCGUCCCGCCUGUUCCAUUCCGCUACCAGGUAUUCUUUCAGUCUUCGCACAAGGGCGUCGAAAGCACAACGUCCUACGGCACCCCGAGCACGAGCAGCGUCAACUGUACAAAUACGUUGGCGCCCCGCAAGGCCCUCGAAGCGCGAUGCGCUGGCAAUAUCACAUCACGCAGAUGUACUUUUCAGUCUCACGUCCGACGUUGCGAUUAACUCGCCGUGGCCCGCCACUAGCUUUACUCGGCACAACGGCUUUCCGCAAGCACGGUCCCUGCUCGCGGGUAGGGCUGCGUGCGUGCUGGUCUGAGUGUUUCGCCGCUGCCACCGCACAUGCCAUCGCUCUGUCAUCGAUCCGCACGUCCGCUCCAUCCAUGUCAUCACGCGCGUGA